Molecule: messenger RNA, 2462 nt
Organism: Pogoniulus pusillus (Red-fronted tinkerbird)
Lineage: Eukaryota; Metazoa; Chordata; Aves; Piciformes; Lybiidae
Product: proline-rich AKT1 substrate 1-like
Exons: 4
Coding region: 621-1496 (291 amino acids)
Biological process (GO): negative regulation of TOR signaling; neurotrophin TRK receptor signaling pathway; negative regulation of protein kinase activity
Cellular component (GO): cytoplasm
Source: RefSeq, a predicted model, not a curated record
CUCCCUUCCACUUCCGGCCCCUCCUCUUCCGCCGCCGCCAUCUUGGCGGCCCCGGCCCGGGGCGCUCAGGGGCUCCAGCGGCGCCGGGACCCCCCCGGGACCCUCCUCCGGGUCCUUUCCUCCCCUCCUCCAGCUCCCACAUCCUUCCCUCCCAGGCUCCCUUCCUCCCUCCAGGACCUCCUUCUCCCCACCUCCCUCUCCGGUCUCAGGCCCCGAGCCACCCCGGGGGGGAUCCUUCCGCUCCCUCCCCACUGAAGGCCUCAGGAUCCCCCCCCCGCUACCCCCGGGAGCUCUCCCAGGUCCUUCCCUUCCCUCCGGUUCCCUCCUGGACCCCACACCCCCUUCCCCGCUUCCUUCUUUCCCUCCUAGCGCCCCGGGACACCUCCGCCUGCUCCCCCCAGUCCUUCUUCUCUGCCCCGGGACCUCUCCGGUUGCCUCCGCGGUCCCUGAGACCUCCCUCGCAGCUCACUCAGGGCCUCCCCUGAACCUUUAUUCCCUCCCCUUGCCCUCCGGUCGUGUCCCCCCCGAGUCCUCCCCUUGCCCUCCGCUCCCCUCCCGGUUCCUCCCCGCUCCUUCCGACGACCCCCCCAAGACUCCCCUCCGGUGCUGACCCUCCCCCGAUGUGGUCCUCCCCCAUGCCCGACACCCACCGGCAGCACUGGGCCGCUCUGGUGGCAGCUGCCGAAAGCUACCGAGGAGCAACCGGAGCUGAAAUCGUUUUGUUAACGGCAUGGGGGGGAGGAGGAGGACCUGGAGCUAGCAUAGGGGGAGGGGUCUCCGGUACCGGGUUAAAGGGGGAGGGGUCUUUGUUCUACGCCCACCACGGUCCCGGUCCCCUGGGGGCUGCCGUUCGCCGUUUCCUGCCUGACGUCGCCGCCGCUCACCGGGCACUGGCCGGGGCCCCCUCCCCAUUCUCAUCCUCCUCCGGUAACCCCCUCGCGGUUCCCCUCCCCCCCUCCCCAGCUCCGCGCCUUACCGGGACCUCUCCCGUUCAUCCCGGACCCCCCCCACCGACUGUUGCUCUCCCCCCGCGGGGUUCCGGUGCUAACCCCAUGGGGGGGGUAGGGGGGGGGAGGAAGAGGAGGAGGAGGAAAGGAGGAGGAGGGGGAGGGACUCCCAGUGACGUCACCGGUCUGUUCCUGAUGGACGAGGAGGAACCUCCGAGCCCUGAGUCCGAACCGGAGAGCCCUGACGCAGAGAGCAGCUCCCCCCCCGGGCUCGCCGCCGCCCCCUUCCCGGCGCUGCCCUCCGCAGGGCCUCCUCCCCGCCUCCUGGCUCGCUCCUUGCCGGUUUCGGUCCCGGCCUGGCCCCUGCGACCCCCUCCGGGGCCUAGAGCGCCCCCUGGGGACGGCGCCGGGCACAAGGCGUCCCCCCCCGACCUGGAGCGCAUUGCAGCCUCCAUGAGGGCUUUGGCUCUGCGGCGGGGGGGCGACGGCACCGAAAUGUUUGGGGACCUCCCCCCACGACCUCGACUUUUAGCUGGGGACCCACAGUGACCCCCCCAAAACAAAUUCUCUCCCACUUCCCCUCCUCAGAUCCCUCUCCCUCCGAGGAGCUCCACACAGAGUUGCAUGCAAAUUUGAGGGGGGGUGGGCUCCAAAAUGUUCUCUCCCCCCCCCCCCCAAAAAGCUUUGAGGGGGGGUCGCAAAUUUACUUCCCUUUCCCCUCCCCAUUUAAAAAUUUCUCAUCGAAGUGAAUGUAAAAAAUGGGGGGGGGAAGGGGGCAGAAUUUUGCAGGCCUCCCCCCCCAAAAUGUAAGGGGGGGUCGGGAAUGUGUACCCCCCCCCAAAAUAACUUCGGGGUGGGGGGGCUGAGAGUGAAGCUUGAAAUAAUGGAGCCCCCCCCCUUAAGGGGGAUCCCAAAAUACUAGGGAGACCCCAAAGGAUUUGGAGGGGGUCAGCGUUUGGGGGGGGUCCAAAGCUACUGGGAGGGGGACAGAGAAUAUUGAGGGGGGUCAAAAGUUACUGCAAGGGACCCCUGGGGGGGUUCAAUGUUUGGAGGGGUCCAAAUAUAUGAGGGGGGGUUUAAAUGUCCCUUGAAAUGAUAGCAGAGAGUGAAGCUAUUGAGGUUCCCCCUCAAAAAUAGAUGGGGGGACCCCCUCAGGACCCCCCCAAUUUAUUUGGGAUCUCCCCAAACACUACAUUCUCCUUCCCCCAACACUAUGUCCUUCCCCCCCCCCCCCCAUUCUCUCCCUACUCCCACAAGUGUCUUAUUUGGGCCCCCCUCCUUGCACAGGAAGAAUCUGGGGGGGGUUAAAAGCGAGGGGAGGGAGGGCAGAAGUUAUUGGGGGGGCCCGAAGAAUUCUGGGGCUCCCCCCCGCGGUUUUGGGGGGAUUUGGCCCCGUUUGGGGUCUCUUUCCCUCGCCCCUUUUUUAUAGCAGAGUUUGGGGGCGGGAGGGAAGGAGGCUCCGCCCCCUCUAUUUUUGUCCAAAGAUGAUUGGCUAAUAAAGUGUCAGUUUUAGCA